Molecule: messenger RNA, 1244 nt
Organism: Aedes albopictus (Asian tiger mosquito)
Lineage: Eukaryota; Metazoa; Arthropoda; Insecta; Diptera; Culicidae
Product: serine/threonine-protein phosphatase 2A catalytic subunit beta isoform-like
Exons: 4
Biological process (GO): mitotic cell cycle
Cellular component (GO): cytosol
Molecular function (GO): protein serine/threonine phosphatase activity
Source: RefSeq, a predicted model, not a curated record
AUGGGGACCGAAAAAAUCCCACCGCGCGCUGGCUGCUCACUCCCCGUCCGCCGUGCUUGGUGGAUGGGCCAAAACACCCUGCUGAACCGGGAACGAACGGACACGGGCGUUAGCAAGUCUCGAGCAAAUCUACGCGUCUCCGAAUAUGAAUGUGUUCUAGAAGGGGCGGUGGAACGGUGCUGUGGUAUGCACCAUUUGGUGGUUUUAGCCAGUAGUUUGUAUAAGUACUAUCAGGUGUGCAUUCUCCAAAGCUGUUCGAAUCCGGUUUGUGACCCGUACCGGAACACGGUCCGUCGUGCGGCUCGAGUGUGCCCGUUUUCCCGUUACCCGUUUGCCGUCCGCGAGUGUGAGAUUUGUUGUGAAAGAUUGGAUGGGAAAGGCCGCAGCAAAAUUUUGGCUAAUCAUCAGCAGCAGCAAACCUCUAGCACCGAUGAUCCCCCGUCGGGAAUUUGGACCAGAAUUGAAACCCAAGUGAAACCCCUGUGUGAUAAGGCAAUGGAAAUUUUGGUAAAGGAGGUAAAAUGUCCGGUGACAGUGUGUGGUGAUGUGCACGGUCAGUUCCACGACCUGAUGGAGCCCUUCCGGGUAGGCGGACGAUCGCCUCACACUAAUUAUCUGUUCAUGGGCGAUUACGUUGGUCGUGUAUAUUACUCCAUCGAAACAGUGAUGCUACUGGUGGCGCUGAGAGAAUCACAAUCCUGCGGGGAAAUCCGUUCCGCCAGACCACAGGUAUACGGCUUUUACGAUGAGUGCUUACGGAAGUGCGGCAACCCGAACGUUUGGAAGUAUUUUACCGACCUGUUUGACUAUCUCCAGCUGAUGGCCCUAGUCAACGAUCAAAUCUUCUGGUUGCAUGGCGGUCUCAGUCCCUCGAACGACACGCUGGGCCACAUCCGGCCGUUGAAGAGAUUGCAGAAAGUACCACACGAGGGACCCACGUGUGAUAUCCUCUGGUCCGAUCCGGAUAACCAGGGCUGCCACCGGAUAAAAUAACCGGUUCCGCCACGAGGUGCUGGUUACACCUAUGACCAGGACAUUUCGGAACUCAAACGGUUGGUCUCUCGGGCACAUCAGCUUGUCAUGGAAGGCCACAACUGGUGCCACGAUUGUAAUGAGGUUUCAUUCACAAUAUUAAUAAUAAUUAGGGUAAACGUAUCAAAAGUGUUGCUAUUAGUAGCUCCUUGUAUUAAAAUAAUUGAAUGAAAUUGACAAUACCACAAAAUAAAAAGUCUGAAUAAGUUUAA